This is a messenger RNA of Ogataea angusta, 4131 nucleotides long. RefSeq lists its product as uncharacterized. Gene Ontology annotation, cellular component: plasma membrane. Gene Ontology annotation, molecular function: magnesium ion binding; ATP binding; ATPase-coupled intramembrane lipid carrier activity. The transcript has a single exon. Gene Ontology annotation, biological process: phospholipid translocation. Bases 1 to 4131 code for a protein of 1376 amino acids. The record is from RefSeq and is a predicted model, not a curated record. Lineage: Eukaryota; Fungi; Ascomycota; Pichiomycetes; Pichiales; Pichiaceae.
AUGGAGGCCAAAGCGGACAAACCACACUGGUGGCAGUGGCGAUACAACAAAAAACACGAGCCGCGCUCUGAGCAGCGACGCAUAUUCGUCAAUCUUCCGCUUCCGGAGGACAUGGUCGAUCCCGAGACCAAGCUUCCGAGGACAAAAUACCCCAGAAACAAGAUCCGCACCACCAAGUACACGCCGCUGUCGUUCCUGCCGAAGAACAUCUUUUUCCAGUUCACCAACAUCGCCAACUCGUACUUCCUGUUCAUCAUCAUUUUGGGAGCUUUCCAGAUAUUUGGAGUGCAAAGUCCCGGGAUGCAGGCUGUGCCGCUCAUUGUGAUUGUCGUUCUGACGGCCAUCAAGGACGCGUUCGAGGACUACAGAAGAGGCGCCUCCGACAUGGAGCUCAACAACUCGCGGAUCCACUUGCUGAUGGGGAUGAACAACCCGAACGUCGCCGUGGACCGUGUGGGGCCCUGGCGCAGGUUCAAGAAAGCGUGCACAAGAGCGACCAACACCGUGUUGUACCUAGUCUCCGGCCAGUCCAAGAAACGCGCGCAGAUGAACGCCCUGCUGACGAGCGAUCUGGAACGCGUGGUCACCGUCGGCUCGUCUCUGCCCAAUACCCCUAGACCGUCGGUGUCGACUGCCAGAUCCAGACACGCCAAAUUGUCGCCGUUUCAUCCCAACACCGUGUCGAACCCCAACAUCGCUCCAACCAUGACACACAGGUUCCAAAACAACUUCUGGAAAAACAUCUCUGUCGGCGACAUAAUUAGAGUGAGAAACAACGAAGAAGUGCCUGCGGACGGCAUUUUGCUGGCGACCAGCGACGAGUUUGGCGAGUGCUACGUCGAAACAAAGAACCUGGACGGAGAAACCAACCUCAAGACCAAACACUCUCUGCUCUGCGGUGUGGGCCUGAAACACGCGGCCGACUUCGAGAGAGUGCAGAUGGUGGUCGAAACAGAGCCUCCCAACGCCAACCUGUACAAGUUCAGAGGAGUGGUCAAAUACACGGCGUACGAGUCGCAGUCGGACGCGCACGGACACGAGGCCCAGGAGCCAGUGACAUACGACAACAUUCUGUUACGAGGAUCCACCUUGAGAAACACAAAAUGGGCUCUCUGCUGUGUGGUUGCCACCGGAAACGACACCAAAAUCAUGCUCAACUCGGGCAUCACGCCCACCAAGAAGUCCAGGAUGUCGAGCCAGCUGAACUUGUCUGUGAUUAUCAACUUCGCCGUGCUAUUUUUCCUGUGUUUCAUUUCUGGUUUGAUCAACGGGCUGUUUUACGACCGGAAAGGCACCUCGUUCGACUACUUUGAGUACGAGCCGCCGGCCGGCUGGAGUUCCGCGGCCAACGGUGUGGUCGCCUUCUUCGUGGCCCUCAUCUUGUACCAGACGCUCGUGCCUAUUUCUCUCUAUAUCUCUAUCGAGAUCAUCAAAACGCUACAGGCGUUCUUCAUCUACGCGGACGUCAGAAUGUACUAUCCGCGGCUGGACUUUCCCUGCACGCCGAAAUCGUGGAACAUAUCCGACGAUCUCGGCCAGAUAGAGUACAUUUUCAGCGACAAGACCGGCACCUUGACCCAGAACGUGAUGGAGUUCAAGAAGUGUACCAUUGCGGGCAAGUCGUACGGUCUGGCGUACACGGAAGCCCAGCAGGGGAUGGACAAACGUGCUGGCGUCAAUGUGGUGGAGGAAGUUGAGAAGAUGCGCAAGAUCAUCACUCAGGACAGAAAAGACAUGAUUUCACAGCUGGAGAACAUCGGCAACGACCAGUUCGACGCGGAAAAACUCACUUUCGUCUCGAGCGAGUUCCUCAAGGACGUCGGUCCGUCUGCGGACGAGUCGCGCAAGAGAGCGAACGAGAACUUCAUGCUUGUUCUCGCACUGUGUCACACGGUGAUCACCGAAAAGGACGAGGACGGGUAUCUGGAGUUCAAGGCCGAGUCUCCUGACGAGGCUGCGCUGGUGGCCGUUGCCAGAGAUCUGGGCAUUGUUUUCCGGGAACGUACAAGGAAGGGUCCCGUUGUGACGAUGUACGACUCGAAGCGGCCGCUGGAAUAUGAGCUUUUGGAGGUGAUUCCGUUCAACUCCACCAGGAAACGAAUGUCGGUGAUUUUGCGGACUCCAGAAGGCCGCAUCGUGCUGUAUUCCAAGGGUGCUGACAACGUGAUCUACGAGAGACUGGAUCCCAAGGCCGACCAGGAAAUGCUCAGCAAAACAGCCAUACAUCUGAGCGAGUAUGCACAGGAAGGACUGAGAACGCUGUGUGUUGCGGAAAAAGAGAUCAGCGAAAAGGAAUUUAGCAGAUGGCAUUCGCAAUACAAAGAGGCCAGUGUGUCGAUCGAAGCUAACAGAGAGGAGCGCAUGGAGACCCUGGCGGACGAGCUCGAGAGAGGUCUGACGCUACUGGGAGGAACGGCCAUCGAAGACCGUUUGCAGGACGGUGUGCCGGACUCGAUCUCGACCCUCUCAAAGGCAGGAAUCAAGCUCUGGGUGCUCACUGGUGACAAGGUGGAGACGGCAAUCAACAUUGGGUUUUCGUGCAAUUUGCUGGACAACGACAUGGAGCUGCUGGUGAUCAAGGCCAGCGAAGGAGCAUCCGAGAAGGACGGAGCAUCGGCGCUGGUGCCGCGCUAUUUGUCGGAAAAGUUUGGCAUGGAGGGCACGAAGAAAGAUCUUGCGCUCGCCAGAAAAGAUCAUUCUCCUCCUAGCGGCGACUACGCGAUCAUAGUUGACGGUGCUUCGUUGGAGCAAAUUUUGGAAGAUUCCGAUCUGAAGCUGAAAUUCCUUCUCCUCUGCAAACAGUGCCGCUCUGUUCUCUGCUGCAGAGUGUCUCCUGCUCAGAAAGCACAGGUCGUCAUGAUGGUCAAGGACACGCUGAAGGUGAUGGCUCUGGCCAUCGGCGACGGGGCCAACGACGUGGCCAUGAUCCAGGCCGCAAACGUGGGAGUCGGCAUCGCCGGAGAAGAGGGCCGCCAGGCCGUCAUGUCGAGCGACUACGCCAUUGGCCAGUUCCGGUUCCUUGUCAGACUGCUGAUCGUGCACGGACGCUGGUCGUACAAGAGACUCGGCGAGAUGAUCACGUGCUUUUUCUACAAGAACGUCAAUUUUGUGAUGGCUCUGUUCUGGUACGGCAUCUUCAACAAUUUCGACGGCUCGUACCUGUACGAGUACACGUACCUGAUGUUUUUCAACAUGGCGUUCACGUCUCUGCCCGUGAUUUUCCUGGGGAUUCUCGACCAGGACGUUCCUGCGCACGUGUCGCUGCUGAAUCCAGAACUGUACCGCACGGGGAUCCUCGGGAAAGAGUGGUCGCCGUUCCGGUUUCUGUACUACAUGGCGGACGGUCUCUUCCAGUCGUUCAUCGCCUUCUUCUUCCCGUGGUUCCUGUUCCGCUCCGCCGCUUUCGUCAACCAGGAAGGACUGAACGUGGACCACCGAUUCUGGGUCGGUGUUUUCUGCGCGCACAUUUCCGUGGCCGCGUGCGACCUGUACGUGCUGCUGAUGCAGAAACGAUGGGAUUGGCUGUCUGUGCUGAUUGUGGGCCUCUCGAUUCUGUUCAUCUUCUUCUGGACAGGAAUCUGGACCUCGUCGCUUGCGUCGCAGGAGUUUUACAAAGCUGCCUCCAACUGCUACGGAACGGUGGCCUUCUGGUGCACGUUUUUUGUCGGCGUCCUGCUGUCGGUGCUGCCGCGCCUCACCUACGAGAUAUUCAAUAGACUCUACAGACCAAAGGACAUAGACAUCAUCAGAGAAUGUGUGGCCAUGGGCGCCUACAGCAGCUACUCGGAAGACUACGACCCAACAGACGUCACAACCAACAAAAUGGCGUCGGAGUCGGCCUCUGGCACGUCCCAGUCCGAAGACGUCCUCACCGACGAAAAGAAGGACGUCGAGGCAGACGAGUCGCUCGCCACGCGGCCAAGGAGAAAUACGAUCAAAAGGGUGAUCGACAAGCUCACGCCGGGCCACAAGUCGCCGCUCGAAACGCUCAGACAGAACAUGGUGGUCUCGGGCGAGGCGUCGCACAGGUCGUCGUCGCAGAUGAUCCGCACCAGCCACGAGCUCGCGGGAAUCACGUCCCCCGAGACUCUCAUGAGACUGCACACGAGAAAUAGCCAGCUCUCCAGAUGA